Messenger RNA from Carlito syrichta (Philippine tarsier), 1392 nucleotides. RefSeq names its product methylphosphate capping enzyme (gene MEPCE). The coding region runs from base 183 to 845 and encodes 220 amino acids. NCBI's taxonomy places the organism in Eukaryota, Metazoa, Chordata, Mammalia, Primates, Tarsiidae. Gene Ontology annotation, biological process: snRNA modification. The transcript is spliced from 4 exons. The record is from RefSeq and is a predicted model, not a curated record. Gene Ontology annotation, molecular function: O-methyltransferase activity; snRNA binding; RNA methyltransferase activity.
AGCAGCGCAAGUUCCAAUAUGGGAAUUACUGCAAGUACUAUGGGUACCGCAAUCCUUCCUGUGAGGACGGGCGCCUUCGGGUGUUGAAGCCUGAGUGGUUUCGCGGCCGGGACGUUCUCGACCUGGGCUGCAACGUGGGCCACUUGACCCUGAGCAUUGCCUGCAAGUGGGGCCCGUCCCGGAUGGUGGGCCUGGAUAUCGAUGCCCGGCUCAUCCACUCGGCCCGCCAAAACAUCCGACACUACCUGUCCGAGGAGCUGCGCCUGCCGCCCCAGACUGCUGGGGGGGACCCAGGGGCGGCGGGUGAGGAAGGAGCCAGCACCGUCCGAAAGAGGAGUUCCUUUCCAGCCUCGCUGACAGCCAGCCGGGGUCCCAUCGCCGCACCCCAAGUGCCACUGGAUGGAGCGGACACGUCAGUCUUCCCCAACAAUGUUGUCUUCGUCACGGGUAACUACGUGCUGGAUCGAGAAGAGCUGGUGGAGGCCCAAACACCCGAGUACGAUGUGGUGCUCUGCCUCAGCCUUACCAAGUGGGUGCAUCUGAACUGGGGAGACGAGGGGCUGAAGCGCAUGUUUCGCCGGAUCUACCGACACCUGCGCCCUGGAGGCAUCCUCGUCUUAGAGCCCCAGCCCUGGUCAUCCUAUGGCAAGAGAAAGACUCUCACGGAAACAAUCUACAAGAACUACUACCGAAUCCAGCUGAAGCCAGAGCAGUUCAGCGCCUACCUGACAUCCCCAGAAGUGGGCUUCUCCAGUUACGAGCUUGUGGCCACACCCCACAACACCUCUAAAGGCUUCCAGCGUCCUGUGUACCUGUUCCACAAAGCCCGUUCUCCCAGCCACUAAGUGGUCGCCUGAACAGAAAGUAUGAGGAGGCUGCCUUCGCUGCUCCUGAGGACCUGGGGGAAGGGGAAAGCAUCCCAAGACCUUUCCUUUCUGACUCCAAAGAGUUUCUUUUCUGGAUCUGCAAAGAAGCGUUUCUUCUGUUGCUGCCCCAGCCUCUCCCCUGUGCCUCUGGCACCUAAGCAGAUCCAGCUGUGCUGGAGCUCCCAUCAUCUUCCUCUCCCCCAGCCUGCUGAGCUGGGUGGCAUGGACUGUUUGCUGACCUUUUGUUCUCCUAGGGCACGGGGGGCGGGUGUCAAAUGAUCUAGCCCUUCCUCCUGUUCUUCCAAGGAGAGAGAUUCCCACUUCUCCUCAGCUUUCGUCCCUAGCUGCAUUUCAGUGGACCACGGAUAGAUGGACUGAGGGCUAGAGGGGGAAGCUUGGCAGGGAGGCACGCAGGUACUGUGAAAAUCCUUCCCUUCGCUGUCCCCCAGCGGGCGAGGGGGUUGGGUUUUCGAUGUGAGCACAGCACAAUAAAUUUGAUGUCUAGGGCAGUGGCCCCCACACCUGU